ACCAUCAUGUCAUUGGCUAGUCCGACGAAUACUCAGCCAGCUGGGUGGUAUACUCAACAAUAGUGAGUUUCUACCUUUUUUGAUUGGCAAGCCAAAGAAAAAUGAGGGGAAGAGGGGGGAAAGUAAAGGCGGCCGCGCCGUUUUGGCCAUUCGGGUGGUGUUCGCUCUCUUCUUCUUCUUCUCUAUCACAUCACUAAGAAUAGAUCUUUGCUAACGGGCGGCGGCGUCGUUCAUCCAAUUCGAUCCUGUCCUAUUCUUUGCAUCGGCACUCCUGUCAAUCACCUGUACAUAUCCUUCCUCCUCCACCUUGACCCCGGCUGCUCGCUCAAUGGCCACUCCCUCCACUCCUCGCAGUGCUGGCGCUUUCCGAUCAUCUCGACUUCGAGCUCCCUCCCUCUUACCCCAGGCGAGAUUCACUGCGCUUCCCGUACAGCAGACCUUGGUCAUUGAUUCAGUGAGACGUGCAGGAGUCAACGGAGAGAACAAGGAGGAUGGAUCAACGACCAAACGAAGAGAGACCAUCUUUGGUCCAGAUGUAGGGGAAGACGAUGAACCUGGUUGGACCAAACCUGAAGAAGGGGCUAGAGUCGAUGUGGAUGUAGUCAAGGGAUGGGUGGAGAAGGCCAAAUCUGAAGAGGGUCUUCACUCAACCACCACUCUACAAGCCUUGGUCAAUCUGAAACGACCCACUCUCCUCCUUCAACAUCUCGAAGCCGAUCGACGAACGUCGAUUGACAGCCAUCCUGGCGGGGAAAUCACGUCAGCCAAUGAUUCACGGGUGUCCGUCGCCUCACCCGUUCCGACCUCGAAUCAACCUCUUCAACAACCUCUUCACGUGCUCAAAUUCAACUAUGAUGCCACGACGCCAUUGGUCAACAUCACCUUGUCCAUCUGUCCCGCUCCACCUCCUGCCAUCGAAUCGCCUGACGGCAAGUCCAUCCCUUCAUUGGCAGAAGAGGAACCUCGAGUCAUUUACACAGGGACCCAUCAAGGAGGUUUCAACCAAGUGUUUAAUCUGGCCCCUGAAUCAGCUCUGGAUCUCUCAUCCGCCAUCGCACCUGCUCCUGGAUCCCACGCCGAAUCGCAAAUCAGUCUAGAUAAGAACCUCGUCUCGGAUCCAACCCGAACAUCAACCGAUAUCGAAACGGGAAUGCAAACGAUCAGUCUCUCAGGCGCUGGUCAACCUGAUCUCGCGACUGUUCCCGAGGUGCCAAGCCAAGCGAACGGUAAUGCCAGAGAAAGGGCCAAUAGCUCAGGAAGGCGGUUUGGAUUGUUCGGCAGGAGAAACCGUCAGACUGAUCCAGAAACUGGCGGAAUCGAAAUGGAGAACAGGGAAGAUGAGAGAGCAGAGGAGAAUCAAGAUCUAGACAAGGGACUGAGAUUGUUGAUCCGUCUCGAAGGUGUCGGAGCAGAGGGUGCUCCGCUCAAGCGACGUAACGCUCAACUCACGCACAUUCUCAUUUCUGGCAUGUGGUCACCUGAUACUGCUUCCACCAAUCCGAUUGGUCAGCACAAGCAAGUAUGGGUCGUCAAGGUCGUCCGAAGAGAGGCUUUGAUUGGCGCCCACACAUUCCUCCUUAAAGAAAUUUAUGGUCUCUCUGCUACGCAUCAAUCAUCGACACCUGCGUCGUACCCUCCCUCUGGAACGGAUCAAGAUCCAUACAGCUCGACGCCUAACGAAUGUAUCGUCUGUCUGACAUCGCCUCGAGACGUCGUCCUCCUGCCUUGUCGUCACUUGGUCGUCUGUCGCGAGUGUGCUGUCGGGAUGGUUGAGUUUGGUGCUGGUGGAAAAGUUGCCAGACGAGAGGAAGCGCCUGCAGAUGGAGAUGCCGCGGGUGGUGAAGGGACAGGUACAGCUGGAGCUCCAGCUACCGGAGGUGGAUCGACCCAACCGCCUGUCGCUGGAGGAACGACUGCCACCGGUCGCGAGAGGAGAAAGAAGAAGGCGAAAGGAUGGUAUUGUCCCGUCUGCCGACAGCCCUAUACUUCACUCUUGCGUCUCGCGCUACCCGCUUCUGACAAGCCAGAGACUGGAGCAGAAUUGGCUAGGGCCCCCAGUCGAGCUCACUCGAUCCGGUCGGUCAGAACUACACAUACGAUCCCUCCCACGCUUCCUGCAGGCGCAGAGGCCAUGUUGGAGAAGCUUCGACCGAGUGAUGCACAGGACGACGACGAGGAGGAUGGAGACGAGCAUCACGGCGAGGGAUCUCGACCUCAAUUCGUCGUCGGAGAGGACGAAGACAAGGCUAUCGUGGGACAUGAGGAGAAUGUUGCAGAGUUGAGAAAGUCGGAGGAGAAUAAAGGGUGGAAGGAGCACAGCGCGGUAUGAUGAGAGCGGCCGACUUUGUCUCAAAUAUCUUCAUUUCACCCUCACACCCUCGUCUCCAUUUUUCACGCUUCUUAUUCUGGAUAGGUAUCGUCAAUUGGGUUGUACGUUUCAGUAAGAUGCAGUUGUGUUGAAUCAAUAUGGGCACGAGCUGAACAUGAUUUCA
This is a messenger RNA of Kockovaella imperatae, 2492 nucleotides long. RefSeq lists its product as hypothetical. The record is from RefSeq and is a predicted model, not a curated record. NCBI's taxonomy places the organism in Eukaryota, Fungi, Basidiomycota, Tremellomycetes, Tremellales, Cuniculitremaceae. Gene Ontology annotation, biological process: protein ubiquitination. Gene Ontology annotation, molecular function: ubiquitin protein ligase activity. The transcript has 5 exons. The coding region runs from base 329 to 2329 and encodes 666 amino acids. Gene Ontology annotation, cellular component: cytoplasm.